Messenger RNA from Xenopus laevis (African clawed frog), 4374 nucleotides. It is a transcript of the gene zzz3.L, whose product is annotated as zinc finger, ZZ-type containing 3 L homeolog. Gene Ontology annotation, molecular function: DNA binding; zinc ion binding. Gene Ontology annotation, biological process: regulation of DNA-templated transcription; regulation of cell cycle; regulation of cell division. Lineage: Eukaryota; Metazoa; Chordata; Amphibia; Anura; Pipidae. Gene Ontology annotation, cellular component: nucleus; ATAC complex. The record is from RefSeq and is a predicted model, not a curated record. The coding region runs from base 267 to 2927 and encodes 886 amino acids. The transcript is spliced from 12 exons.
CUCCUAAGCACCUGCAGGUGGCGCCGCUGUGCCCAAAUGGAGAGCGGCCUGUGGGAAGCGGAAGCGGCGGUGUAGAAAGCAGCAGCGCUUCCUGCAGUGAGUGCGUGUGCACGGCGGCCUGACUCCCCUGGGGAGGGGGUAAGACAAGGACUGGCUCAGCGUGGAGAUGCGCCAUGAGAGCAGGGAGUUUCCGGUGGUGAUUAGGUUACACAAAGGUUUCCCAAUGAGUGGAUCAUGCCAGUCGUACGUUUGGGGUGAUCCAUAGCAUGGCUGCUUCUCGAUCGACUCGUGUCACAAGAUCAACGGUGGGGUUUAAUGGUCUUGAUGAAAACUUCUGUGGACGCACCUUGCGAAACCGAAGCAUUGCUCAUUCCGAAGAGGUUGUCCCUCAAUCGUUACUGAGAUCCAGGUCACCAAAGAAGAAGCAAGAAACUGCACAAAAGGGAAUUUGCCCAAAAAGUGGAGACUUAAAACCAACAGGACCUCGCGAGUCUUGGGUUAGCCCAAGGAAAAGAGGGCUGUCUGUUUCUGAGAAGGACAUCACUGAGAAAGACAGUGUGGAAAACAGUGAAAUACGGUCACCUGAAACUUUAUCUCCUGUGUUGAAGAAAAUAAAACGUUAUUUACGGUCUGACGAACCCACUAGCCCAGAAGAAAAAGUGUCCACUACAGAAAGAAAGGACUCUAGUUCUGAUAAUGAAACUGAUUCUACCAAUACUAAACAAGCUCUUCGAUGUAUUUUAUUGGAUGAUAGUGACGAAAGGGAAAUCAAAAAGGAAUCUGAAACAGAAGACCAUCUUAAAAAGACAAUAACUAUUGAGACUGCUAGCCAUAAAACUUUCAAUGGUGUUGAUGAAAAAAACACUGCUGCUUUCAAUUGUAAUGACUGCCAGUCUGAUGGCAGCGCUAAACAAAAUGCUGUUGCUUUAUCUCCUCACAAGGAAAAAAUAGUUUCUGAAAAUGGGAGUUCAUUGAAUCCAUGUUCAGUAUUGACGAACAACAGAAAGGACACACUUUUAGACCGCAAUGUGCCUUGUACAAACUCAGAGGAGCAGGUUGAAAACCAGAAACAUAACAUAGUUGCUAAUUGCCUGCCAAUUGAUAAUGUAAACCAGACCAAUAAACCAACAUCAUUCUGUUCAGAAACACUGUCUUCUGCAAGGGACUCUGAUGAGAUAUCUGGUGCAGAGGAUAGUGCCUUAGAAGUUAAUACUGAAAAUACAGACAGUGUCAUAAAUGCUGCUCAUGACAACUGUAUAUCAGGUGAUCCUGAAUCUGAACUAUCUUUUACAGAGCUUGACAAUGGUGAUACUAAUGUGGCAACCUUUUCCGAAACCCAAGAACACAGGUAUACCUUAAGGACUUCCCCGCGAAAGCCUUUGCCUGUCAAAGAUUGCCCAUACAAAAAUGAAUUUCCUUGUGGGGAGAAUGGACCUAUUGAUGAGAGUAAAAUAUGUACCAGUAAUAAUAGUAAGACGAACAGUACUGUUAAUGGCUCCUUCGUAAACGCUGAUGUUGCUCACAGUGACAAAAAGCAGGACUGCAGUGCUGUCCACUGUUCAGCAGAUAAACAGACAAUUCCAAACUCUGAAACAGUACCCGCUUCCCAACAUAUACCACCCUGUAAAGAGAGGGGAGGACAGCAAACCACUGAAGAAGAUGAGGAAGAUCCCGACGUGUAUUACUUUGAGUCUGAUCAUGUGGCACUGAAACACAACACAGAUUAUCAAAGACUAUUACAGACUAUCUCUGUGCUAGAGGCUCAGCGCACUCAAGCUGUUCAAGACAUGGAAAUGUUAGGCCAAUACCAAAGGCAAGCACUGGUUAAUCCCAUUGGAUUUGUGGAAAAGCUUCAAAAGAAGGUGGAUAUUGGAAUACCAUGUCCUCAGAGGAUUGUCCAGUUGCCAGAAGUUUCAUGGGAUCAAUAUACGACAGGGCUUGGAAACUUUGAAAAAGAACUAAGAAAACGAAAGAGUAAUUCUCGAAGAGUAAAAUUAAACUUUGAUAAAAUUGGAAUAUCGGCUAAUGCUCAGAGGAAUACAGAGAACAGUAAAGACAGAGAAACUGCCUCAUACUCUGUUUUACCCCAGAGUGAUAACCAACAAGGCUCUACAAGUGGUCACUCACAGAUAGGAGGUAGACUAUGUACGGAGACCAAGCCUGGGACCUUUAAUCAGUUGUGGAGUGUAGAAGAACAGAAAAAACUGGAAAGAUUACUUCUGAAGUAUCCUCCAGAGGAAGUGGAAGCUAAGCGAUGGCAGAAAAUUGCUGAUGAAUUGGGAAAUAGGACUUCAAAACAGGUGGCUAGUAGAGUACAGAAAUACUUUAUAAAAUUGACAAAAGCUGGCUUACCAGUGCCGGGAAGAACACCCAAUUUAUACAUGUAUGCUAAAAAGUCUUCAGCUAAACGACAGCACGCCCUUAACAAAUAUCUCUUCAAACCAUCCACCUUCAUGACGUCCCAUGAACCCCCUGUGUACAUGGAUGAAGAAGAUGACCAUUUCAAUAGCAGAGACCUAGAUGCAGCUGGCGAUGAAGAAAUAUCGGAUGAUGAAGAUAUUCAUGUUGAUUGCCAUGGCCUAGCAGAAUAUAAAGAGCUCCUUGAGUUAAAGAAAUUGAAAAAACAAAAACUACGUCAGAUGCAGACUCAGAGUGGCUUUGUACAACACGUUGGCUUCAAAUGUGAUAACUGCGGAACUGAACCCAUUCAGGGUAUUCGGUGGCACUGUCAGGACUGCCCACCUCAAAUGUCAGUGGAUUUCUGUGAUUCAUGCUCUGAUUGUUUAUGUGAAACAGAGACCCACAAAGAGGACCACCACUUGGAGCCUUUUUAUAAAGCAGAGACAUUCCUAGACAGAGACUACUGCAUGCCCCACAACACCAAUUACAAUUAUCUUGAUCCAAACUACUUUCCAGCCAACAGAUGACGUGACUUGGACAAAACAAAUAGAAUGGGCUUGGCAUCUUGUCCAGGAACAUGGGGCAGCAGAAUUGUCCGUUCAGUUUUCAGAGUGUGAAGAUACACAACUUUCUUAGAAAUACUGCUCACAGCAUGAGACCUUCUCAGAAGGAGCCAUCAUUUUGCAAUCCUGCGUUGUGCCUGUUCCAGGUCCCUGCACAGCAGCCGAACAUUCCAUGUGCGCAGGAGGAUGAUUUCACUUGGAGCUUUAUCUUUUCACCAUGUUAUUUCAGAUGGUCCGUAUCAGGGAACACACGAGAAAAAGAAAUCUAAGUACGCUGUUACAGAUAACUCUCUUUCCAAAGGCUACAGUAAAGAAAUAAUCAAAAAAAUGUGAACUAUUUAUAUUAAAACCAGUUUACUAGCUUGCAGUUUUGCUGUGAAAAUAUUCUUUUGCACAGAAACUGACAUUUUGAGGAGGUUUUAAACCAAUCACAGUGUUUUGCUUGGAGGAUUUACUGUUUAAAAACCAGUUACCCACUUUUGGACUAACGCAGGUCUUUGCUUGAAAUAUGAGCUGCUUUUAAUCACAGACACAGAUUAUUUACCUACAACGAAGCACUACAGUGCGGGGGCCUGUUGCUGCUUCUCUAACCAGCUCGUGGUGUGUGUGAAUGUCAAGAUUUUCACUCAAAUAUAUUUUUUAAAUGUAAUGUUCCGAUGAUCAUGUGAUGUGUACAAAAUAUGGUGAAAAAGUGCCAGUUGUAGUAACUGUGUGAAGUCUAACACUUAACCUUCCUUUAGUCGUCAUUUUCUGAAAUCAAAUACACAGCCUUCUGCCUCUGAAUUCCUGCGAUAGUCACCGCAGCUCAUCCGAGAAAACUGCCUAAUUGGAGUCCUAUAUAUGUCUUGUAGUUUUCCUCUUUUGUAGUCUGCACAAAAUCCAUGAAAGAUUGUAUUUUUAUUAAUAUUUAAGCAAGUGAUCACACAGAAUCUAAGCAAUGAGCUAGAUGGGGUUCACAUGCUGUCUUUUAUACUGCUGUGUUUUUUUGUUUUCGGUGUCCAUUCUUCAAGCCCACAAAAUUCUGGGGGCUUGCAGUUUUGUUGGGAGACCUCAUGCAAUCAUGCAGGUUAAGCUUGUUGCUUGGAGUCUAAUAGCAGAUAACUACUAAGCCCUCUGAAAGAGUCAUGGUUUCAUUUUUGUAUGUUUUUCUUUUCUCCUCCCUUUUUUUUUUCACUCCCUUUUUUUGCGUACAAAGUAUGUUCAUAAUAAUCAAUUGUCAGGAGAACUGUGAGAAAUAAACUGUAUGAGUACCAUCUGUUGAUACAUCAAAGCUCCAUAGUCAUUCUUGGUGUCUCUUUAUGUUUUAAAUAUGACAUGGCAGGUACAAAUCAAAUUCGCUAUAGUUUCAGUCUGCCACAAAACAUCCAUUGGGAUUCCCACUCAUAUGCAAUAAAUGACGAUUCAUACCAAA